AAUAUCGACUCCAUACAGGCGAACCACGACAACGGGAAUGAGCGAUGACGAUCCUCCACGGCACUCGGAUAUACUUUGGAGGGGCAUCAAGCACGAAGCUGUCGCCAUUCGCGUGUCAAGCACAUAUACCUCCAAUAGCUCACCAACCCAGUGGUUUCUCCUCCUGCAAUGCUCAAUACCAUCAAAAUGUCCGCCUCACGACGCCUCUCCGCCCUCUCAAACCAAACAAGAAAUUCCUCCUCCAAAACCACCAUGAAAGAAGCAAUCGUAUCCGCAGGUCCCAAAGUCACCAUUCGCGACGUUCCUGUUCCCACUCCAGGUCCAUAUCAGGUCGUCACAAAAGUCAUCUACAGCGGUAGUAAUCCCAAAGACUGGAAACGAGCCGAAGCUGCACCGGAUGUCUCCAAAGCGGUAAACCAAGGCGACGACAUCUCCGGCAUUGUGCACGAAGUCGGAUCAAAUGUCUCCGAAUUCAAACCCGGCGACCGUGUCAUCGCUUUCCAUGAAAUGAUGAAGCCAGGAGGUAGCUACGCCGAAUACGCCCUCAGCUGGGCCCACACAACGAUCCACCUGCCCUCCAACAUCUCCUUCCAAGCCGGAGCCGCCAUUCCUCUCGCAGCCCUCACCGCGGCUGUAGGUCUGUUCGCGCGCUUGCGCUUACCUCCACCCUGGCUACCCGCUACGAAACCGAUCCCUCUGAUCAUAUACGGUGCGGCAUCCGCGGUAGGCGCAUAUGCUAUCCAACUGGCGAGUCGAGCGAAUAUCCACCCUCUCAUCUGCGUCGCUGGCGCGUCCGCCGCACACGUGGAGUCCCUCAUCGAUCGCUCAAAGGGGGAUACGAUAAUCGACUAUCGCUCUGGUCCCGACGCAAUCGUACAAGGCUUCAAAGAUGCCGCUCGAGGGACCACGAUUGAAUACGCCUUCGACGCCGUCUCGGAAAAAGGUUCCUACCAAGCCAUCUGCCAGGUCCUCAACCCCUCCACCGGCAAAAUCACCCUCGUCCUGCCGGGGAAGAAGUACGCCGAUAUUCCGGAGGGCAUCGAGAAGAGCGUCACGACGGUGGGGAGUGUUCAUGGUUUCCCGGACGAUUUGAGGGAUUUUGGGAGUGUGGCGAUGAGGUAUAUUGGGAAGGGGUUGGAGGAGGGGUGGUUCAAGCCGCAGCCGCAUGAGGUUGUGGAGGGUGGGUUGGGGGGUGUGGAGGAGGGAUUGAGGAGGUUGAAGGAAGGGAAGGCGAGGGCUGUGAAGUAUUGUUUUGAGAUUGGGCAG
Messenger RNA from Zymoseptoria tritici IPO323, 1266 nucleotides. RefSeq lists its product as uncharacterized. The annotation marks the transcript as partial. NCBI's taxonomy places the organism in Eukaryota, Fungi, Ascomycota, Dothideomycetes, Mycosphaerellales, Mycosphaerellaceae. The transcript is spliced from 3 exons. Gene Ontology annotation, molecular function: oxidoreductase activity, acting on NAD(P)H. The record is from RefSeq and is a predicted model, not a curated record.